GAGAAGAUUGUGUCAUGCUUUAGACAUAUAAGAGCUGAAGGGAUGGAAAUAGUUUUAAGGAAAGAGUCUAAGAAGACACAAGAGUGAAUAGUCUUCAGGGAUGGUAGAACGAGGUAGAGAAAGUACCCCGGAGUGACAAAAAGAAGGAAAAGAAGAACACGGGGAGGGUGAAGGCUUGGAGGAACCACCCAGAAGUUCCCAAACCACCCAAUCAAGCCCCAGCUCUGCAACAGGAUCCUCCCCGAGCACCACCUGAGAGCUCCCAGGCACAGCUGUGCCUCAGAGCUACCACAGCGGGACAAAAGACAGGUGGGAGACAGCAGAGCACAAGAUACCCUGCUCCAAGCCAAGACUUCUGGAGAGAACUAUCCCCAAGGACUGAAGAAUAAACUGACAAAUUGCUAUUUUUAAGCAUGAAUUAGACAUACAUAGAAGAUACGCCUGUGGAGAAUUGUAUGUCCAGCAGCAAUGCAAUGAGCUCACCUUCUUUAUAACUGGAUACAAGGACAUUGAAUGGGAAGGCGUUUCUCUCAUACAAGAUGCUCUGUUGAACUGGAAUAGCAACUUCUUAAUCUUGGAGUGCAGUUUUCUUUGUUUUUUGUUUUUUGUUUUUACUUUAAUGAAGCAUAAUGUAGAAAGAUGGCUAUGAGCAGAUUCAUAGUUUGAGUUAUAGGAGUGGGUGAAGCUCCUGUUGAUCUGUCCAGCUGGAGGCAUGUCUCUGGAAGAUGGACGUAGCAGUGGGAGCUUUGAGGCUGAGAGCGCUGCCUCAGAACAGAAUCCGGACCAGAACCAAACCCAGACUCAGGGAUCAGGACUUAACCAGGACUGUCCCAAAUUUCCAAAAGAGGAUGAGAUCGUCCUUCAACGCAUCGCCUCCAUGUCCUCCCUUGAGUCUGACCCCAGCGAUUUCACUGGGAGGUUUACAAAGUUCCAGCGUAACAAGAAGAGGCUGGGAAUCAUUAGAGCCUCUCCAGUGGGUCUGAAGCCGCCCGUCCUGCCCGUUAGUGGAACAGUGGAGAGAAAGGGUCCUGUCGUCAUGGCGCCGGUAAACGUGGACCCGGAGAGUAAACCGGGCGAGUUCGUCCUCAAGAGUCUAUUUGCAAACUUCACCCUGCUGUCCGAACGCAAGAUCAGGAUUAUCAUGGCCGAGCCGCUGGAAAAACCAUUGAACAAGUCUCUUCAGAGAGGAGAGGACCCUCAGUUCGAUCAGUUGAUGAGCAGCAUGAGCUCUUUAGCGGAGUACUGCCUGCCCUCCAUCCUCAGGACCCUGUUUGACUGGUACAAGAGGCAGAACGGACUGGAAGAUGAAUCACACGAAUACAGACCGCGGGCCAACACCAAGUCCAAAAAUGAUGAGCAACAAAAGGACUAUUUACUAGAGCGGAGAGAUCUGGCAAUCGACUUCAUCUCUCUUGUUCUAAUAGAAGUUUUAAAACAGAUCCCCCUUCACCCAUUGUUAGACGGACUCAUUCAGGAAGUAAUCAACCUGGCCUUCAAGCACUUCAAAUAUAAAGAAGGGUAUUUGGGACCCAACACUGGCAACAUGCAUAUUGUGGCAGACCUCUACGCUGAAGUGGUUGGAGUUGUAGCCCAAUCCAGGUUCCCAGCUGUCAGGAAGAAGUUUAUUUCAGAGCUUAAAGAGCUAAAGCAAAAGGAGCAAAGUUCAUAUGUGAUACAGUCUACCAUCAGCCUGAUCAUGGGGCUCAAGUUUUUCCGAAUCAAAAUGUACCCAGUGGAAGACUUCGAGGCAUCCUUUCAAUUCAUGCAGGAAUGCGCACAGUAUUUCUUGGACGUGAAGGACAAAGACAUCAAACACUCGUUAUCGGGACUCUUUGUGGAGAUACUUGUCCCUGUAGCUGCUACUGUGAAGAACGAGGUGAAUGUACCGUGUCUGAGGAACUUUGUGGAGAGUCUCUAUGACAUCACACUGGACCUAUCCUCCCGAAAGAAACAUUCGCUGGCACUGUACCCUCUGGUGACCUGUUUGCUGUGUGUCAGUCAGAAGAACUUCUUCCUCUGCCGCUGGCACAUUUUCCUCAACAACUGCCUUUCAAACCUCAAAAAUAAAGACCCAAAGAUGGCUCGUGUGGCUCUUGAAUCACUCUAUCGCCUCUUAUGGGUUUACAUGAUACGAAUUAAGUGUGAGAGCAACACUGCAACACAAAGUCGUCUGACGUCCAUUACCUCCACACUGUUUCCAAAAGGCAGUCGCAGUGUUGUUCCCAGAGACAUGCCUCUAAAUAUUUUUGUCAAAAUCAUCCAGUUUAUUGCACAGGAGAGACUGGACUUUGCUAUGAAGGAGAUCAUUUUUGACCUGCUGAGCGUUGGGAAACCAGCCAAAGCCUUCAGUCUGAACCCUGAGCGCAUGAACAUUGGUCUGAGGGCAUUCCUGGUGAUCGCAGAUGCUCUACAACAGAAAGAUGGAGAGCCCCCAAUGCCAAACACAGGAGCCACAUUGCCAUCAGGAAACUCUCUUAAGAAAAAGAAAACAUAUCUUAGUAAAACUCUGACAGAGGAGGAGGCCAAGCUCAUCGGCAUGUCUUUGUACUAUUCACAAGUCCGAAAAGCUCUGGACAACAUCCUAAGACACCUGGACAAAGAGGUGGGCCGCUGCAUGAUGCUGACCAGUGCACAGAUGCUCAACAAGGAACCAGAGGACAUGAUCACUGGUGAGAGGAAGCCUAAAAUUGACCUGUUCAGGACCUGUGUGGCAGCUAUUCCCCGGAUUCUCCCUGAUGGGAUGUCCAAACCCGAACUGAUUGACCUCCUCUCAAGGCUCACAGUGCACAUGGAUGAUGAGCUUCGUCUAAUUUCUCAGAAUUCCUUGCAGAGUUUGCUACUUGACUUUUCAGACUGGAGGGAGGACGUUCUGUUUGGUUACACACAUUUCCUUCUGCGAGAGGUGCAGGAUACACACCAGGGUCUGCAGGAUGCCUCAGUAAAGCUCCUUCUUCAGCUCCUCACUCAGUGGAGACUAGCCCUUCAACUACAGGGGAAGAUGAGAGGCGGAGUGGAGGCCAGUCCCCGGGUGCCUGAUAGAUAUCCUCAUUGCUCAGUGCUUCAUGCUGUGGAGGGCCUGGCUCUGCUGCUGCUCUGCUCCUGUCAAAUUAGCACAAGAAAACUGGCCGUGGGGGUUUUAAGGGAAAUACGCUGCCUCUUUACUGCCCUAGGACACGCUGAGGAUGACGACAAGCCCAUGAUCGAGAUCAUGGACCAGCUGAGCCCAACAGUAAUGGACAGCAUCGUUCAUGUGGCUGUGUCAGACUCGUCCACUCUUCCCCUGAGCCAUCAUGUGGACCUGCAGUGGCUGGUAGAGUGGGGAGCGCGCCUCGUGAGCAGCUCCUAUGAUGUGAAGAGUCCCAGUCAUGUCUGGAUCUUUGCCCAAUGUGUGAAGGACCCAUGGGUGCUCUGUCUGCACAUAUUCUUGAGACAGGAGCAUCUACCCAAACACUGUCCCGUCGCUCUGGGAUACGCCUGGCCUUAUGCUUUCACAAGACUACAACUGCUACUGCCUCUUGUUGACCCCAACAGCCCAGUAAAUGCCAAAAAGACGAGCACCGCAGGCUCCAAUGACAGCUACAUCUCUCUGUGGAGAAACUACCUGAUCAUGUGUCUAGGUGUGGCAAAGCCCAGCAUCAUGUCUCCUGGGCACCUGCGGGCCUCCACACCUGAGAUCACCGCCACCACCCCCGACGGCAGUGUAACUUACGACAACAAGGUCAUAGGCACUCCAUCUGUUGCCUGGCUGUUGAAGCAGCUCGUACCAUUGAUGAGAGUCGAGAGUUUGGAAAUCACUGAGUCUUUGGUGCUUGGAUUUGGGUGCACAAAUGCCCUGGUAUUUAGGGAGUUGGUUGAAGAACUCCAUCCACUGAUGAAGGAGGCACUUGAGCGAAGGCCUGAGAACAAGAAGCGCAGAGAAAGGAGAGAUCUUCUGAGGCUACAGCUACUGAGAAUCUUUGAGCUUUUGGCUAACGCAGGAGUUAUUAGUGACAGCACAAAUGGGGCCUUGGAGCGCGACUCCCUGGCUCUUGGUGCCUUGUUUUUGGAGUAUGUGGACCUGACGCGGAUGCUCCUGGAGGCGGAGAACGAGAAGGAGCUGGAGGUGCUCAAAGACAUCAGGGCUCACUUCAGUGGGAUGGUGGCCAACCUCAUACAGUGUGUCCCUGUGCACCACAGACGAUUCCUCUUCCCUCAACAGUCUCUAAGGCAUCACCUGUUUAUUCUCUUCAGUCAGUGGGCUGGACCCUUCAGUGUUAUGUUUACACCUUUAGACCGAUACAGUGACCGAAAUCACCAAAUCACACGCUACCAGUACUGUGCCCUCAAGGCGAUGUCAGCUGUUUUGUGUUGUGGACCAGUGUUUGACAAUGUGGGUCUCUCCACUGAUGGCUAUCUGUACAAAUGGCUCGACAACAUCUUGGCCUGUCAUGAUCUACGGGUGCAUCGUCUUGGGUGUGAGGUAGUAAUCCUGCUCCUGGAGCUGAACCCAGACCAGAGUAAUCUGUUUAACUGGGCUGUGGACCGUUGCUUCACUGGAUCAUAUCAACUGGCUUCUGGCUGCUUCAAGGCCAUCGCUACAGUGUGCGGCAACAGGAAUUACCCAUGCGACCUUGUAACUCUGCUCAAUCUGGUGUUGUUCAAAGCUUCAGACACAAGCAGAGAAAUAUAUGAAAUCUCAAUGCAGCUCAUGCAGGUGUUGGAGUCAAAGUUGUGUGCUUACUCAAAGCGGAUGGUGGAGCAGAAACCCGGGAAUAUUUUGUACGGCACCCACGGCCCUCUGCCUCCUCUGUACAGCGUCAACCUGUCACAGCUUUCUAUCCAACUGGCCAGCAUGUACCCAGAGCUCACACUACCUCUCUUCUCAGAGGUGAGCCAGCGUUUCUCGACCACACACCCGAACGGCAGACAGAUCAUGCUGUCCUACCUGCUGCCCUGGCUCAGUAACAUAGAGUUGUUAGACACUGGACUCUUACCCCCUGCCUCCAGCCCCUGCACCCCCGAUGAGGAGUCACGUGGACAGAACAUGGGAGCCUCCCCCAGUCUGAGGGGCAACGGCUGGGGAUCACUGCAGGCCACGUCUCUGGUGCUAAACAAUCUCAUGUUCAUGACGGCUAAGUACGGAGAUGAGGUCCCUGGUCCCGAAAUUGAAAAUGCCUGGAAUGCUUUGGUCUCUAAUGAAAGAUGGAGCAACAACUUGAGAAUAACUUUACAGUUUCUCAUCAGCCUGUGCGGAGUCAGCAGUGACACUACACUAUUGCCUUAUAUAAAGAAAGUGGUGAUUUACCUCUGUCGCAACAACACCAUCCAAACAAUGGAGGAGCUAAUAUUUGAACUUCAACAAACUGAGCCAGUGAACCCAGUGGUAUUGCAUUGUGACAACCCUCCAUUUUAUCGCUUCGCUGCCAGUAACAAAGCCUCUACAUCACAGACAGGAACCACCUCAAGUAGUAACACAGUUGUGGCUGGUCCCGAAAAUCUCCCAGACACGGAUGAGACCAAACUAGCCAGAGAGAGUGAUGAUCGAAGGGCAAGGGCCCAUAACAGACUGGAAUCCCGCUACAGUAACAGCUCCGGCGGCUCAUAUGAAGAUGAAAAGACUGACCCUCUUCCCCCAUACGCUGGUUGGUUGUUGAGUGUUUUGGAGACCAACCGUCCACAGCCAUUACCAAUGCCAGUGAACGGAGGGUGCUGGGCUCCUCUUGUCGACUACCUCCCAGAAACCAUUACUCCGAGAGGGCCUCUGCAUAGGUGUAACAUUGCAGUGAUCUUCAUGACUGAGAUGGUGGUGGACCACAGUGUGAGGGAAGACUGGGCCCUGCACCUGCCUUUAUUACUUCAUGCCUUGUUUUUGGGUCUGGACCACUACAGGCCUGAAGUUUAUGAGCACAGCAAACGCCUCCUCCUCCACCUGCUCAUUGCCCUCUCCUGUAACAACAACUUCCAAGUUAUAGCUUCUGUGUUGAUGCUGACCAGAGAAAUUAGUGACAACAAAACACUCACCAUCAAGUCCAGCUACCACUCAGAGUACCAGCAAUCAAAUACUCCUGAUUUCCUGAGAGAGUGGCAGGCCUCUCCAGUGGCAGACUCUGGGCUUAGCUCCACCUCAAACUCCUCAGUGGCCAGUCUGGGAGGAGGCAGCACUGCAGGCAGUGUGGGAAAUCUACCCAUUGUUACCCCCGAUGACCUGGAGGACCUUGAGGACGCCCCCAAUGAAAAUGACGAGAAGACACACAAACUUAUUGAGUUCCUCUCUACAAGAGCCUUUGGGCCGCUGUGGGCGCAUGAGGACAUCACACCUAAAAACCCCAACUGUAAGAGCUCAGAGCAGCUCUCCAACUUCCUUCGUCAUGUCAUCUCUGUCUUCAAGGAGUCCAAGUCGGAUUUCCACUUGGAGCAACAGCUGAGUGACGUGGCGUUACAGACAGCCCUGUGCAGCUCUUCUCGUCAUUAUGCCGGACGGUCGUUCCAAAUAUUUCGAGCUCUCAAACAACCCAUCAACAACCACGCAGUGUCCGACCUGGUGUCCCGACUUGUAGAAGUGGUGGGAGAACACGGGGACGAGGUGCAGGGCUAUGUGAUGGAGGUGCUGCUGACUCUGGAAGCAGUGGUGGUGAAUCUGGCAGAAUGUUUGAAGAACAGUGACCUAAUGGCAGCUCUAACCAGGACAUCUUCUCCUGACUUUUUGUUGAGUGACAAACUGAUGAACAGGAAGAGCACAGGACAGCUGAACUUCCCAGGACCAGGAUUUGCAGGUUUAGCGUCACAGCGACACCAGCGCUCCUACUCUGUUCCCAAAAAGUUUGGAGAAUAUGGAAACCUCUCUAGUGACCCCCCUCGAAGUGCCACUUUAGACCGGAUACAGGCAUGCAAUAAUGGCCUGGCACGGGCAGGGAGGCCCCCAGGCUCCUGUUCAUCGUCGACCAAUCGGAUUGAUCCAAGUGUUUUAUCAGACCCCGCCCACGUCUCACAUCCUUCGUCAAUACUCGCCACUGUCUUCUGGGUCGCAGUGUCUCUCAUGGAGUCGGACUUUGAGUUUGAAUAUCAGAUGUCCCUCCGGCUGGUUCAUAAACUGCUUUCAAAGGUACCCUUAGACAGAAUAGAAAACCGUGAGCGUUUGGAGAAGCUGCAGGCUCAGUUGGGAUGGAGUGGUUUCCCGGGGAUACAGCAGCUCUUACUGAAGGGCUUUACAUCGCAGGUGACCUCUGACCUCACCCUCCAGCUCUUCUGCCAGCUCACCCCUGUGUCCCGAGUGGCCGUGGUUGACAGCUCCACAUCCAUAGGUUUUCCUCUGAAUGUGCUGUGUCUUCUGCCACACCUGGUCCAGCAUUUUUCACAUCCAACUCAGUUUUGUAAAGAGAGUGCUGAAAGGAUUGCACAGGUCUGUUUAGUAGAGAAAAACACUAAACUGUCCCAUCUAGCUCAUGUGAUGACACUCUACAAAACACGCUCCUACACACGUGACCCUUUCUCCUGGGUUAGUGUGGUUUGUCGCUACCUCCAUGAAGCCUUUUCAGACAUCACUUUGAACAUGGUCACUUAUAUGGCUGAGCUGCUGGACAAAGGCCUACCCAGCAUGCAGCAGUCUCUAUUACAAAUCAUUUACUGCCUCCUGAGUCACAUGGAUCUCACUGCGAUACAAGUGAAACAGUUUAAUGCAGAUGUUAUGAAGACUAUUGAGAAGUUUGUACAGACAGUGCAUUGGAAAGAUGCCCUAAACAUCUUGAAGCUGGUAGUAUCUCGCUCUGCCAGUUUGGUCCAUCCUGUUUACAGACACUCAGACGGUGACCUCUCAAACCUGGAGGUCAGCCGUGUGUGGGAUGGCUCGGCUAAAGCUCUCCCAGGGAAAACACUGGACUUUACAUUUGACAUCUCAGAGACACCAGUGAUAGGUCGGCGGUUUGAUGAACUCCAGGGGUCUGGAGGCAGAGAGGGCAAAGCCAGAGCGAUGGCAGUGACUCGCAGCACCUCCUCCACCUCAUCCGGAUCAAACUCCAACACUAUCCUGGUCCCUGUCAGCUGGAGGCGCCCGCAGUCCUCACAGAAACGAACCAGGGAGAAACUGGUAAAUGUCCUGUCACUCUGUGGACAGGAAGUUGGACUUACCAAGAACCCAUCUGUGAUCUUCUCUUCAUGUGGAGACCUGGACAUGAUGGAAAUGAGAGAGAGUGGGGUGUCCUCAGAGGAAGGAGGGACAAGGGAGGACACUCUGGAUGACACCGCAAGUGAGCAACAGUUCAGGGUCUUCAGAGACUUCGACUUCCUGGACGUGGAGCUGGAGGAUGGAGAGGGUGAGAAUCUGGAUAACUUUAACUGGGGAGUACGACGGAGGUCUCUGGACAGCACUGAGCUCGGGGACCUGCUAGAGGAGAGUCAACAUUCAGGCAGCACCCCCAGUUUGGGCCACGAAGACCCCCAUGAUACAGACGAAUCUUCUGAGGAAGAAGAGUCCUCCACCAGCCAGAGCCUCUCUCACUCUCAACUCACAAAUCCAUCUCCCUCGGAAGAGACCAACCACACUGACUCUUUGUCCACGUCCUACGAUACAUCUGCUGAUCCCCAGUCCCUCAACGCCACUACACCUGGACAGGGAGGGCUGCAUGACCUCCAUUCUGCUCUGCAUGGGAGGGGUUGUGAGGAUGAAGACACUCAGGCUCAGGACGAUGAGCUGUCCCUCAGUGCUCAUGAGGUCCCCCCGGGUUCCGACUGUGGAGAGAGUUUCACCCUGGACCUCCCGGGACAGGCCCAGGACCAGCUCCCCAGACUGGGACAGCGCUUCAACCGUGACUACUGCCAACCACCGCUGGACUUUCUAGACCCUAACUGUCUGCCCAGUCUUCGUGAUGAUGUGGAUGACUUGGAGGAUCUGGGCUUCCCUCCUCCUCCGUCUCCGUUUUUCUCUGCGAUCCUGGCGGCGUUCCAGCCUACUGUGUGUGACGACGCCGAGGAGGCCUGGCGCUGCCACAUAAACCAGCUCGUCACAGACUCAGAUGGGUCCUGUGCCGUCUACACUUUUCAAGUCUUCUCAUCUCUCUUCAAGAACAUUCAAGGGAAAUUCUGCACCUUGACGACAGACGUGGCAACAUAUCUGGGUGAGGGGCUCAGAGGGAUCGGGUCAAAGUUCCUGAGGUCUUCCCAAAUGCUCACCACCUGCUCCGACUGCCCCACCAUCUACAUUGAUGCGGACACUAUAAUGUCUUAUGGCCUUCUUGAAAAGAUCAAGUUUAGUGCACUGGAGCUACAGGAGUAUUUGGACACAUACAACACCAAAGAGGAAUGUGCUGUUUCGUGGUUGAGGAACUGUAGGGACACAUUUCCCAGGUGCCCUGGGGACAGUGUGGUCACAUGUCAGCCUGGAGACUCAGAGGAGAAGCAAAUGGAAUCUCUUGCACAAUUGGAGCUCUGUCAGAGACUGUACAAGCUGCACUUUCAGUUGCUGCUGCUGUUUCAGUCAUACUGUUCACUCAUCGGUCAAGUCCACGCCAUCAGCACUGUGCCCGAGCUGUUGAACAUGUCUCGAGAGCUGACUGAGCUGAGGGGUAGCCUGCAGGCGGCUGAGGCAGCUGUGGCCAGUGACCUGGAGCACAAACUCCUGUCCCAUGCUCACAGCAGCUCUGCCACUGCUGCCGGCAUGGUCGUGCCCAACUUUCCCACGUCUGAGGCCGCCGUGCAGGCCAUCCUCGAGUGCCUUAAGAACCAUGAGUUUACUAAAGCAGUCCGCUACAUUCAAGAGUGCAGGAGGCAGUGGCCUAAUGGUGUGUUUGGGGGCAGCUCGGAGAGUGAGGUGCAGACCCUCCUGAACGUGUAUUUUCGACAUCAGACCCUGGGUCAGACUGGGACCAUCGCUCUGGUCGGGUCUCGUCAGGACCUUAGUCUGAUCUGCUCCAAACUCCUGGAGCUAAACGGAGAGAUCCGUGACAUGAUCCGCCGCGCCCAGGGGUACCGUGUGGUCACAACCUACCUCCCCGAUUCCAGCGCCUCGGCGACCAGCCUCUGACAGGACUUCAGGAGCCCCCCCUCCCCGCCAGACCCUCCCUUAUACACCCUCUCAUCCCAUCCCAGGACGCUCCCAUACCCCUCUAUCCAUUCAGACCAGCCAGCAGUUCAGCCUGGCCAUACAGGAGGAUCCCCACAUCCGAAUACAUGGCCCCUCCCCCCUCCUACUUGUCUCCUGUCCCGUCUUCAGAAUACCAGACUGACACAACCGUCCCAAAAGGAUCGAUUUUAGAUCCACACCCCUUACGUCCUUCUUCAUCUGCAUCCUCUUUUGCUUCUGACACUUUUCUGCUUGACUUUCCUGGACCUCCAAAUCUAUUCAUAAGUUCUCACCGCUGCCCGACCACCCAAGAAGAACUUUAUUUCACUUUACCUCGAGAAAUGGGCAAAAACCGUCCAAACAAGAGGCAUCAAUUCAGAGGACACUCUUCUCACAGCUCACCGCUUUUCAAUUUAAACCCGGGGAGACAUUUUGUAUCUCCGCAACCAUCUUUACCAACUGUCGCUUCGGAACCGACCCUUAUCACGCAUUCAGAUAACCAUCCCCCUCUACAGGGAUCACAUCUACCACACUUUCCUCACUCGCCGUACAAGCACACCUCUGCUCCACAUGAGACCGUCCUAACUCAGUGUCCCACCCGAUCAUCAUCUCCUUCCUGCUCCUCCCCCUCCUCCCCCCUGCCUCACUGCACCUCCAGGGGACCUAGCCACUGCUGCAUGGGGUUGUUGUUGCACUUCUUUCAGUGAAGCGCCCAUACCCUUGUCCCGUUACCUGGAGAAAGUGGGCAACGCUGCACUGCCUCUGUUAAAAGCUGGGGGGCUCCUGAAAACGAAACCUUCGGAUGUACAGACAUAAAAAACAGAUUUUAGACUUUUUAACUUGAAACAGACCUUGUAAUUUUGCAGUACUGUUGCUAUGGAUAUGAAAAAGGAAUAAUAAAUUAGCUUAAAUUAUGACAUGAACACUGUACAGCUAAUAACUGCAAACACUUAGCAACUCUGUGCACAAGAACGGCUUUUUCUGCGACAUUGAACUUGCACCCCGUUGUUCUAGAAAAAUUCACUUUUACAAACUACUACAAGGACUGCAAGGAGACACAAAUUAUGGUAAAGAAACUACCCGUGAAGACAGGUAGAUCUUUGAGAUUGCACUAAAUGGAUUUUGCUAUAUGAAUUAAUGUUAAAAGUGAAUUUGAUACUGAUUUUGUUGUAAUUAUAAGAGAAAAAAGACAAAAGCUGGAAGUAAACUGUCUCACCCACUGCUGUUUGACUAGGACCUUGAUUGGAGGAAUUUGUGCAAUGCAUGACCCAGCCAAACACUUUCUACUGAAUGAGAUCUGCUCCCAGUAAACUCUGACUGAAAGACUGGUUUGAGAAGAGCUGUGCAGACUAUUGGGGUGAUUUCUAAAUGCUGUUUGUACUAUAUCAUGUAUUGGUAAACCAGCUGUCUUCAACUACUGUAACCAAUCAUGUUGUGUGCGGUCCUCUGUUGUAGCAUCAUCAUUAGUGACACUGUACAUUUCUCACUGUAACACGUAGGAGUUCAUGUUCCACUGUCAUGUAGCAUAUAUGUGUGUGGUGUGUAGAUCCACAUUAAGGGAAAUGCUGACAUUCAGCACUUUGAGUUCAGAACAGUCUGCUGAAGCCCCACACUGAUCACUGCAGUCAGCUGUUUCUGUAACCACCCUCUAGCAGUUUAAUGUCCUUUUGCUGUAUUAAAUAUUAUUUAUAUCCAAACAGG
This is a messenger RNA of Boleophthalmus pectinirostris (great blue-spotted mudskipper), 11734 nucleotides long. It is a transcript of the gene fryb, whose product is annotated as furry homolog b (Drosophila). Gene Ontology annotation, biological process: neuron projection development; cell morphogenesis. NCBI's taxonomy places the organism in Eukaryota, Metazoa, Chordata, Actinopteri, Gobiiformes, Gobiidae. Gene Ontology annotation, cellular component: cell cortex; site of polarized growth. The record is from RefSeq and is a predicted model, not a curated record.